This is a messenger RNA of Helicoverpa armigera (cotton bollworm), 3809 nucleotides long. Its product is annotated as centrosomal protein of 104 kDa. Gene Ontology annotation, cellular component: cilium. The record is from RefSeq and is a predicted model, not a curated record. NCBI's taxonomy places the organism in Eukaryota, Metazoa, Arthropoda, Insecta, Lepidoptera, Noctuidae. Bases 295 to 3747 code for a protein of 1150 amino acids. The transcript is spliced from 20 exons.
GAGCGCCAAUAUUGAUUAAUUUACCGUCCCUGAUCUCCUGACAACUUCACUCCGCACCACUAUUAUUCUUUACCCAAUCUCCGCUGCUAACUCACAUAAACCGUAUUUAUUUACUUAAAACAUGUAAAUUCUUUGCCACAAACAACAAAAACAUGAUAAAAACAACAGUAACGCGUAACAAAAUGAUUUGACAGUGUUUUUUUUUUUGUAAUAAUCACAAAUUCGUAGCAAUGGAAGUGAAUAUUGGUACGGAGUUUCAUAUAAAGAGGUAGUGGUUUUGAUUGUUCAUUUAAAAUGCCGAAAAGGAUUCCGUUUCAUGUGGUUUAUGCUACAAGCGAGGACAGCUCGUACCCAGCAUGCGAGCUGAACGCGCAGGGCCCGGCGGCGCGCGGCUGGCGCAGCGAGGGCGGGCCCCCGCACGAGCUGCUGCUGCGGCUGGCGAGGGUCACCUCCGUGCACAAGCUGCAGCUGCUGGCUCAUCAUCAGCUCAUACCGGCAUGCGUGGAAGUGCUAGUCUCAGGCGGGCUGGUCUCCGAAGGCGCGGCCACUCCAUGCGGCGCCACCUACACCAGCGUCGGCAGAGUCACGCUCGCCCGACCGGCGCAGCAGGCCAGGACUAGAGAACUCAGAUCAGCUGCACUGCCAGAGCCAACAAUAGCCCGCUUCGUAAAACUCAAACUGUCUGGACCACACCCACCAGCAAAAGAAGAUGAUCAGGUAGCACUAAUGGCAGUGAAUGUCCUGGGUGAAGAAGUGGAAGAAACAGAGAGUUCUCCUGUACAGCCUGUCAGCAAGGAGCCGGCGUACUCGCCGUAUGAUGACCUGGCCUUCAUCAUGUAUGUGGACAACGAUAUUGCUGACCUGGUGAGGAGCUUGGAUGAGAAGAAGAAGGCUGCUGUUGGAGAGGAGCGCUUCGAAUACGCCCGUCGCUUGAAGUCAGCGGGCGCUGCGCUCGCGUCCGCCGGCAUCCGUAUCGGUCGCUGGCGACUGCGCAAACGCACAGCUGCUGCGAGGGAUGACUUCGAGCUGGCGAGGAGGAUGAGGGACAGGAUCGCUGAUGCACUGUGUGGAGUGAAGGAGGAUCCUCAGCUGUGUCGGUUGUUUGAAGAGGAUGGGCCGGACCGCCGCAACGACUCCUCAAUGCCUCAAGAGUACGACUUCUCCCAUCAUCUCUCACCAUCUGUAGCAGCCGGGUCCCUGAGCCUGGACAUACCCUCGCCUGUGCCUCCUAUAGAACCGGAGCCUGAGCUGCAGGACCCGGAGUAUGUUAAUGGAGAGGAGGAAGAUGUUCAGGAUAUGCAGCCGUCACCAGAACCAACUUUACAAGAAGAAAUUCCACCGACACUCCCCGAGCCAGUGCAACCACAACCCGUCCAAUUGAUUCAAGAAGAGAAAGAAGUGCAGAAGAAGAUAGAAGAAGAUGAACUGAGGAAAGAGACUGACAGUCCUAGAAGGAGUAUCACACCUAAUGCUGCUAACGGCUCACUGGUGCGACGUAGAAAUAAGAGCGCUGGUCCGAGAUCCACAUUUGAGGCAUAUGAAGAACGAUUAUUACCAGCGUUGAGGCAUUCUCACACGAACGAGUACUUACGCGAGAGUCGCGAGGAGGAGUGCAGUGGCGGCAGCGCGGCGACGUCGCACUCGCGCUCCACGCAGCCGCACAAGCUGAACGAGAGGGAGAGGAAGCAUGCUGCGUUGCCUAUACUGAUCUUUGGUUAUCCGCUGGUCGAAAAAUUCUACUCCAAAAACUACUUGGACAAAGAAGAAGGCCUCUCCCGUCUCCGCGCAGAACUGACGUCACCAUCGAACGGUAGUACUAAGACGUCUCCCAACAAGACCGCCAGGGCCGCCGCCAUCUUGUUGCAGAGAGCUCUGAGAGACAAGGUGUUCUCUGUCUACAGUCAAGCCAAUGAGGUCGUGAAGGUGCUGUUCAAGGAAUUCGUGCCGGACAGGGUGUGUGCGGCCGAGGUGGGUCGGUGCCUGGAGAAGUUGCUGCCGGAGCUACUGCGUGCCUGCGGAGACCCGGCGCCCAGGGUACACUCCACGGCACAGCAUACUGUCCUCACUGUUGCUGACUGUCCUCAAGUUAGAGCCCUCCACCUGAUCCCGCAGCAGCUGGUGAGGCCGGUGGCAGCGUCCAUGCAUCCCCGACUGGCGCUAUCCCGCCUGCAGAUGCUGGAGCAGCUCAUACUCAGCCACGGCAUCUCCACUGAUAAGAACAGCGGUCUCACAGUUCGUCGUCUAGCAGAAUGCGGGGCUGCCGGGGCUCAGCACGCAGCCGGCUCCGUCCGUGCUGCAGCAGAACGCAUACUCCUGGCUGCGUACGCCAGGUCUCCAAGAGUGGUGCGCGCUCAACUGCCUCCGGAUGACGCCGUGACUAGGAGGAACCUGAUAUAUAGGCAUCUGUUCCAGCAGUUCGAUAGGAUUGAUAUGCAGAAAAUGCUAAACCAAGCACCAACAGAAGAACAACUCCUGAACGGCGCAGACCAGUCAAUGGCAGACUCCACCAUGGAAACUGCCAGCGUCACCCAAUCCACCAGGAGUGGUACCACCGUCAGCGGCAUGACAGCUUCCUUCGGCAUGACGUCAUCAAUCGGAGCCACGUCAUCAUACAGCCUGAAGUCCAUGACGUCAAGUGUGAGCGGAGCCACCCUAGCCCCUUCAAGUCUCAGUGGAAGCUAUACCACGUCCAAAACAAAGAGUAGUUUGAAAAAGUCACCAACUAAGAGGUAUACUCCAAGGAGUGUUACGAAGGAUUUCUCAAAUUAUCCGGGGUAUAAUAAGCUGAGGUUAGAUAGUGCUGUCAGUCCGAAGCAUUCGCCUAGGUCAGCUGCUUCCAGUGGAAAUGAGAAGGUACACUUCCAAGAAGGUCACAGCCAAAGCCAAUCCCAGUCCGAGCAAGUUGUCUACCGGCGCACGAACCGAAACACUGAAAACCGCCACUCCAUGAUCCACUACGACCACGAACCUUCGAAGCCACAACUCAAAGAAAGACCCGUUACUGUCUACGAACCCUUACAUUUGGAUUACCGAGACUCCCCAACUUUAGGGUCUCCUAAAACCUCUAAAAAUGAUCUGCGAAGUAUGGACUCUUUACCCAUGGACUCCCCACAGAUGUCCAGGAAUGAGUUAAGGUGUGAUUCGGACUGCAGAAGCCUGGACUCCCCCAAAGUGAAGGCUGAUUACUUCAGAGAAGGGGUUUUGGAGUCUCCGAAACUGGUGGCGGGGUUGAGGAAUCUUCAUCUUGAUGAGCAUAGCCAGAUGGAUGAGAGCGGGUAUUAUAGUCCAGGCAGAAGACAUCAGGUCACGAGCAGCGAACACCACUACGAACCAUAUGACGUCGGUAACGCAGAUGUAGCUGAAAAUAUUCCUGAUACUAUCAGCUUGCACACGACGUGCACGUGGUGCGGUCGGCGGGUCCGCGCGGACGCGCUGGAGGCGCACUACUGGCGGCGCUGCGUGCUGCUGGCGCGCUGCCCGCACUGCCGCGUCGCGCUCGAGGCUAGGAUGUUGCACGCGCAUUUGUUGGAAGAAUGCACGAUGAGCGAGGGCAGCUGGAAGGCGUGUCACAAGUGCGGAGCAGCUCUUAGAACUGAUGACUCCGAUUAUCACGCCAACUGCAUACCUCUCGGCAUGGACGAGUGGAAGUGCCCCUACUGCUUCACCAACGUGCUGGCGCGGGACCUACCCUGGCAGAGGCACCUGAUGCAGUGUCCUCGGAACCCCAGGACCACGCAGUCUUCAUAGUCAAACCUUCAACGUUCUAUUUUGAGUUCUGAUUGGCAUGAGUUCGUGCCAAAGUUAAUGGC